Molecule: messenger RNA, 7817 nt
Organism: Daphnia pulicaria
Lineage: Eukaryota; Metazoa; Arthropoda; Branchiopoda; Diplostraca; Daphniidae
Product: mucin-5AC-like
Exons: 8
Coding region: 736-5064 (1442 amino acids)
Molecular function (GO): DNA binding
Source: RefSeq, a predicted model, not a curated record
ACAUAAGGGCGAGAUGAAACGAGUAACGUUGUUGUUGGUGUCAGCCAGACGAUACUUUCCACUCUGCCUGACCGCUUGACGUCAGAACUUGGCCCCGCCGACGUGAAUUGCGCCCCUGUUUCUUUUUUCCCCCUCAAAAGUUGUUUUUUUCCACCGUUGGACGACGAAUCGUUGAUUCGUCUGUUUUCAAUCGAGUGCCAGAAGAGUGUAAGAAUAGAUACCAACCGUUCGUCGAGUGAUUAAGUGGGACGCGAGCCACGACGACGUUUUCUCUCGAAAGGAAAAAAAAAAAAAGACGUUCCCGAGGCCACACAGACGUGUGUGUGUGUUGCAGAGAAUCGUGAAGUACGGCGGGACUGCCUCAGGUAUUUUCGGGUCCCGCGCGUACUAUAGUGAGUGUUAACCUUGGAGUACCCAUUACGCCCGUCAGAGCCAGAGGGCGUGAGUUUUUGAGAGUGUCUCUCUCUUUUUUCUGUGCCUACUACAUUGAGUGGCUGUUGUGUGAGUUGUUUUGUGUCUCUUUCACCUUGAAAGCGUGAAAAGGAGAACAGAAUUUACCUUGGGACCGCAGCAGCCUUCAGAAGUUUGAGCGAAGUUUAGUGAUCUGUGUGCACCACCACAACAUCCCUGGGAAAAGGUCCUGGAUGGAGACCGAAACUCUGGCACCACUUUUCUGGCGGAGAUGAGUGAGGGAGCCAGCAACAAUCUGGGUGGUUGUGAUCAAGUUGUGGAGGGAUGGCGGGCCCCAGCCCUGGCUCGCUAGUCAGCUCUGGCCAGAAUGGCUCGCUGCACAAUGUCCUCUUCUACCUGCCUCAAAACGGCAAUGGCAAUCAAUUUGCCAAUGAGGCCUGUCACAACCAGCACGGUGGCACCCUCAACCACCUCUCCUACAUGCAGACAUCUCACAACAGGUACAGGCCUGAUCCCGGUCUGAACAAGGUGCACUGCUUUCCGUCAGACAAUCCCUACUCCUGUGAUAGGGACACAAAUGGUUCCUACUGGUCGUACCAGCAGCAGCAGUGGAAUCAGUGGAACCAGAAUGACUACAAUCAUUCGGAAAGUUUGGGUUUCAAAUCCUGCUGGAUGCAGCAGCAGCAACAACAACAGCAACAGCAGCAGCCCGUGCAGCAGAGGCAAACAAUGCAAAAUAACAAUCCCAGCUGCAUGGCUUUCAAUCCUCAGUACAACCACAUGCAUCAACAACAACAACUGCAGCAGCAACAACAGCAGCAGCAGAUGCAGCCACAACAAAUGCAGCAGCAACAUUUGCUGCAGCAGACGGCGUACCGGAAUAACGUCGUGGCGACUGUCACCGUCCAGUCGAGUGCUGGUUCAUCACAAUCGUCACUUUCCCGGACGCCGUCACGUUGUGAUUCGGUCCGGUCAGAGUCGACAUGUGAGUCUCAUUGUAGCAGCAGUUUGAGUGGUGGAAGUAGCGCCGGAAUCGACGACAUGACUGGCCAACAGCAAUACGGAAUGUAUCAGAACUUUUCGUCUCCGGUCGAGCCACAACAACAGCUCCAGCAGCAGCAGGAAUUGUAUUCGCAACCACAUCUCCAUCAGCACCAGGAACACGUCCAACAGCAAUUACAGCAGCAGCAACAACAACAGUGUUUCUGGCCGUCUAGUCAUUACGAUGUGCAACAACAAGAGCAACAGCAAAUGGAUUACUUUCGUCAACAACAGCAAAUGCAACAACAACAGCAGCAGCAGCAGCAUUAUUAUCGCCAGCACCAAGUGAUUCAACAGCAACAACAAUUGCAACAACAGCAGCAAGUGAAUUGUUAUUGGCCUCGUGAAUCAUCGCCAGCCAUUCAUCAACAGCAGCAACAACAACAACACAGACAGUUCACCUGUGUCAACCCGGUGGCGGAUCACCACCCGAUUGUCAUCGAAACCCCUGCAUGUUCCUCGAGUCCGAUCGUGGCGGACACAACAACAUCCAUGAUAUCAUCCUCUCCGCUUCCAGUGACGUCAUCAUCCUCAUCACCACCUGUGACGUCCAAUUAUAAUCAUCCGACUACUCCGGAUGAAUCGAUGGAAUGUUCAACUCCUCUGGCCGACGCUCCCGUCGCCAACGACGAUCCACCUGCUACGACAACAGCCGAAACAACAACGUCAACCGAGGCGGACGAGAGUAUGGAAUCAUCUUCUUCCGAGAUUCCCACGCCAACAACAACAACAUCAGUAGCACCAACAGCAGCAGCAGCUGAUGAUGCCAAUUCAAAUGCUAAUGUGAAUUCAUCAUCGAUAACCAUAGUGAACAUUACAACAACGACCAGCGUACCCACCGGUUGGACCCGUGAAAUAUCCGCCGGAAAUGUAAUCUACAUCAGUCCGAGUGGCUGCCGAUUGUCGUCGCUGGAGGACGCAGCCAACUACGUCCAGCGCGACGGAACCUGCAAGUGCGGACUGCCUUGUCCGCUCCGACUUCAGCACGUCUUUAAUUUCGAUCCGUCGGUGGCGUGCAAAGCCGAGACGUCACUGGACGCCCAGUCAUCGACCUGCUGCCACAAACAGUCGCGAGAUGUCAGCACGGACAAGGCGGCCCAGGCGACCACAGCGGCGGGAGCGGCGACGGUGACGACGACGGACAAGGCGGCGAAAUCAUCGGCCGUCAAACGGAAAAAGAGCGGAAAUGCAAUGAAUAACAAGUCGGGCAAGACCACCAAGACUCUUCCGGUUGUCCAGCCACAACAACAACAACAGCCACCCGCUCAGCAGUCUCAACAACAACAACAACCUUUGCUCUUUCGACGUUCUCCGUGUCCCAAUGUGGACGUCAGGCAAAUUCCGUUGGAGCAGAAUCGGCCGCCGGCCGGCAGCCUCUUGCCGCAGGCUCGUUCCACUCAGCCGUCAACAACAACUGGCAACGGACCGACGUUUUUCGACGAUCCCAACGCCUAUUUGGCCCAGCAAACGGUCCUGUUGCAAAGUAGUUUGCAGAAUGGCGGAAACAAUUCGGUCCCUACGCCGCCACCUCCGUCGGAACCGCUUCCGGCCGCACCUGCACCACCGUCAGCUUCAACGACGACGACAGAAACGGCCGAAGCGGAGCAGACGCAAGAAGAAUUGCUGGGCGAUUUACUCGACUGCAUCCCCGACUCGAUGGAGGAAGUUCUCGACAGACAAAAGGACGUGGCGGCCGCUGCGGAAGCUGCCGCUCAGGCCGAAAAGGCGGCCAAUCUCAUCAAACAAGCGGCUGCCGCUGCAGCCGCAGCCACGGCCCGUCAGCAACAGCAGGCUGUCCAGCAACAACAACAGCAGCAACAACAACAGCAGCAGCCGCCCAGCAAGACGCAAAAAUUACCUUCUGUGCCCGUUUCUUUGGCUCCAGCUCCGGCGGCAGUCAGAAGUAAACCUCCGCCAUUGGCCAUCCGACCGGCCACGCCCGCUUCGGCUGCCCGGUCACGAGCCAGAGCCGCCGAAGCGUCGUCCAAGAGCACCAAGUCAAGAUCACCCCGGAGGACUCACCACCAGCCCAUCCAGAUUCAGAGCAACGCCAAAGUCCUCCAGCCGGCCCAGAUGCCUCAACAACAGCAACAACAGCAAUUGCAGCAACAACAUCAGCAGCAGUUUAUCCACCAACAGCAGCAGCAUCAAUUCUGGCCGGCCCUGUCGACGCCAAACAUCGGACCUUUGCGGACGGCCUCAUUUCCUUUCGUUUCUUAUCAUUCGGCCGUCGCUCCGGCGCCGGCCACAGCCACCCCGAUCUUCUCGACGGCGGCCCUGAGGCCGGGCAACCUCCCCAUGACUUUCCUGACGUCUGCAGCCGCCCAUCCGGGCAAUCAAGCCCAUGCGACCAACGUUUUCAAUCAGGGAUUGCCGGUGCUGACGACCCGACAGGCCCUAGGGCCGUCCGGUCAAGUGGUCCACGUCCUGACGACUCCCGGCCCCAUGUUGGCCGCCGCUCCGAUGGCUGCCGAACCUUCCAACGCUGUUCCUAUCCUGACUGUCGGCCCGAUGAACACCGGACCUCACCCGAACAACAUGGGCAACAACAACAACAACAGCCGGGGACUGACGCGGACGGGCAAGAAGAGGAAAUCAACUCCUCAAACUGUGGCGUCCAUUUUGCAGCAAGGCGCCCAGCUGGCGGCCAUGACUCAGCAGCAGCAACAACAUCAACAACUGCACCAACCUCAGCAGCAGCAACAACAUCACCACCAGGCGACGACUCUGACGCUGUCGCAGGAGCCGCUGGUCUACAACGUUCAGAAUUUCCAGCAGAUCCAGCCGCAGCAGACGAUUCAAACGUUGGCGCUGAUGCCGGACGGUAAGACUUAUGUUGUUGUCAAUUCACAGCCGGCCCCGGCUCCCCAGCCGACGCAUCAGCAGAAUACUGGCGGCCAUUGGUUGUUGAGUCCUCGCCCUGCCAACAUCGCCCCGGCCGGACAGCCCGUCAACGUCUUUUGCACGACCCAGACGGGCCCUGGAGGUGGAACGACGUUCGUUUUGAACGGGGCCAGCGCUCCGACCCACCAGGUCCUUCAACUCCAGGACGGAACGUUAGUCCAGACGACGACGGAUCAGUCGAAUUUGCUGGCCAAUUACGGCGGAUUGUUCAUCCGCUGUCCGACCACGCCUACCGGUGCCCAGAUCUUCAGCACCACCAGUCCAGCGGCCAACGUUCGAACGCUUCCCCUGCCGAUUCCCAUCGCACCCGGCCGCUCUCCCGGCCGUUCUCCGGACUCCAGCAGCAUCCUGGCGGAUGGAGCCAUGGUGACUUCUUCGUCGACCACCAACACGGGAUCGCUGGUGGCUUGCGGCGAAGCCACUCCGCCUUCGCAAGCAUCAUCCGUUUCUUCCGCUUCCCUGGCCGUCCGGACGGCUCAUCCAUCGCCCGUCGUUCAAAGCAGUCAAAUAGAUAGUUGCGUCCAGGAAGUCGAAACGGAACAGCAACAGCAGAUCCUUCAAGCCAACGCCAAACUUGUCAAGAAGUCGGCCGAAUUCAACAACAACAACAACAACAACACUACAGCCACAACGUUGACUACGACCACUGUCCAGCACUGGCUGAAACCUGAAAUCAUCACCAAUGCAUCACAAAUCGUUGCCGGUUGAAAUGUUGACACAAAAACGAAAAUCAGGUUUUUAAAUUUUUUUCUUUCAAUUAUUCAUCACAUCGCGAGAAACUUUGAACGGCAAGUUUCAGAUUUUCACGACAUUUUGACAUAAUAAGGAAAGAAGUGGGUUAUUUUAAGGGUUGUGCUUUUUAUUUUUGACAUUUGCUUGCUUUUUAUAUAUAUAUAAAUAUUGAAUUUCCCCUGUCGUUAGUUUUUUGUUCCUGGUGGUGUGUCGUUGCGAAAUGGAACUUUUUUUUUCAAGUUCUUUCAUUCGAAAAUAUUCUGAUUUUCAUCGAAAAAUCAUCUCUCUGGUGACGAAACAUUUGGGGGAGGGAAAUUUAGGAAUUGGUAAACUCAUCAAAGACACACCAUCAAAUAUUAUACAUACAUCACAUACAGUAAUAUUAUAUACAUAUUAUAAAUUAUGUACAUAUUGCAGGAAAAAAACAAAACAAUAUUUUCUCUUCUUCUUUUCUCUGUCUCUAUUUUCAUUCUCUUCCCGGUGCGCUGAUGGGUUAAAUCUCAGAAUUAGAAAAUCAUAAUUUCUACAAAAUGAAUAACAAAACUAUUUCGUAUAUGAAAAUAUAUACCAGUACCUUAUACAUAUAUAUAAAAAGAAAAACACGUUUGUUUUUAGCUUGUUAUAUUUCUCGAGCCAAUCAUCAGCUUCUGAUUAGUACUCUUUCUCUCUCUCUAUUCUUCUCUUCCUCCUCCCAGUUGCAUUUAAAAAAUGACUAGUUAAUAUUAAUAUUUAGUUUUGUAUAUUCAUUAUUACAUCACACGUAUAGAACUAUACAGUACACCGCCGUUUGUUGUUGAAUCAAUAUUUCUUUUCUUGGUUAAUAUCUCGGGGACGCGCUCCUUUUUAUUUUUAAAUUUCUCCUUUCCUUCAUUUGCCUCUGUGUGUUAUACAUAUGCAUAUAAUAACUAUUAAAAAUAUCGCGCGUAAUUUGUUUCAUUUUUGUGAGAAAAAUUGUUGGUUCAAUUUUUUUUGUUCUGGGAAAAAUUUAAUUUUUUCGGAAUUGUUUCAACCCACACAAUUGAGGAAACGAAAUCAAGGGGAAAAAAAACCAGUAUACAUAAUUAAUAACGUUUUUAAUUAUCAUGAAAUCAAUCUUUCUACUCUUUCUUCAUGGCUUUCGAUGUUUUGCCACGUGAUGUAAUUCAUUAACUAUCAGCGUGUGUGUGUGUGUGUAAUCUCCAAUUUUGUGUUUUGAGUGUGAAUUUGUAAGAAAAAUUUCAAAAAAAAAACCUGUUGUACUAAAAAAAAUAUUAUAUAUUCAUCAGCUGACUGUGGGCUAGCUUUAAAAAAAUAUAUAUAAAAACUUUAAAAAAAAAAUUGUUACAAACAAAACUGAUGUACCAGAGCGUUCGUGUUCCUUUUGUUUUCUAAAAAAAAAAUUGUAGUUUUUCAACAACAAGAAAAAACCGGUUCUCUCAUCACACACACACACACACAAAAUCUGCUUUUUUUAUUUUUUUUAUUCUUCUCCAAAAAUCUCGUGUGAAAAUUUAAAAAAUGACUUUUUUUUUAUUUGGGAAAGAGGAAAAUGAUUUUGAUUGUUCACGAUUUAACCCUCUCUCCUUAUCCUCCUCCUAUAUAUAGAACUGUUUAAAUUUUUUUUCUAUUGUAUUUUUUACCGGGGUGAUGAUAUAUGAUGUUCGUCUGGUUGAUAUACCAAUACAAAACAAAAAAAGUUGUUUGACAGAAAAUUAAAACAAAAAAGAAAACUUGUUUUUAUUGAUUCAAUUAAAAAAAUUUAGAGGCUCCACAGAAAUGAGAUUUGGCCGAGGGCUGAAUUUCUCCCACCCUGCUAUUUUUAAUCAUUUAUCGGCUGCUAUAAAGAGAGAUAGGUGAAAAGGUGCACACAUCGUGACAAGUUGUUGUGCAGGUGAUCAUGUCGCUUUACCUCAUCCUGGCAGCCUGCUGGUUGUUGCUAUCACAUCUCCAAGGAUUGUCGUCGAAGGAAUCCUGUUUGGGUGGCCGAUCGCUGCGAGGAUUGAUUGAAUUACCAUCCCGGCAUUACAAUCACGACAGCAACAAUAUUACCACAGUUUCGUGUUGCGACGACCCAGUCGUCUGUCAUGGCGGAUUGGCCCUGAGAAAUGAACAAGUCGAGGCUUCGUUGAUUAUCAACCAGCAGCCCCUUGGCCAUUUCGACCUUCAACACCAAUACGCCCAGCAACUUGUUCAAUCGAACGACCGUGAUGCAGCAGCAGCAGCUCUGCAGCAACGCCAUAAAAGAUCUAUUAUUAAUGGCGGACGCUGCGCUGGAAAUAAAAUGGCGUGUCUGCCCAUUCAAGUUCGUUGCUGCCCUGCCAACAUGUCCGUAUUUUUCCCCAUUUCAGCUAUUUCGGCCUUGACGGGGGAGCGAGUCCACGUGAUUCAACUGCCGCCAUUAAUUUUGCAGCCCGUAAUUUAUGGCCGUUGUGAAACAGAGCAGAGCUCCAUUUUCGACGCCGAAUGCCAACAGGAAUCGACACCGGAAAUGAUGCACGUCGGUCGAGUCGAUCCCGAAACUAGCGACUUGGAAUUGUCCAGAGAACCGGUCAUGGUGGAAAGUGGCUGCUCGUGUCGCUUCAAUCGCCAGCCUCUUGACAUUAUCGAUGGCAUAGUCAUGGACGAAACGAUGACUUCAUUCAUAGAUCUCUGGAGCGACUGAAUUAUAAUUUUGAACUUUCACGUUUUUUGUUGUUUGUCGUUUAUUAUUGGGGAUAGAGAGAAAAUAGACUAUUUUGUUAUGUUUCCGA